AUUUCGGGGGGGUGAGUACGAACGCACUCUUUUGUUCCGCUUCGGAAUGGCCGCUGUUUUUUUCUCAGUGUUUUCUUUUUUUCCUCGGCGCAUAUUCAACACGGGAACGGGUUUGUCUGCCGUGUUGCAGUUAGUUUGCACCCUGUGUGCCGCAAGUGGCCGCUAAGCUCGGGAAAACAAAUCCACCCAACGGCGGUCUUCCCUUCUGGUGUCCGCUGCCCGACGGCGUUCCGCUGGCUGCAGUAGAGGUUUCCUCCUCCCGGUCCACCUCACGGCUGAUGGGUCGGUCCGUGUACGACAGCCGCUCUGCCCAGGGCCUACACUCCGCUAGCUCUGCUGAAAGCUAAACGCUGGAUCAACAACAGAUUCCAAGGAUUCUAAAAUCUAUGAAGAUCAUUGAAGCCUGAAAUAACUUGCAUCUGAAGUUCCAGGGAUUGUAUGCUGUUCAAACACUAAAGCAUGUGGCCCAUGGGUGCCAUAGUCCAGCUACUUCAAAGGAUUUUUUCUCCCAUGGCAUUUUAACAGAAUAUCUCAAAAACUUGGGGUCACAAGUCUUUUUUUUAAUAUUUUUUAAAGGAGAAAUCAUAACUGCGUGGGUCUGUACAGGGAUGUUUCCUUUAAGGGCCUUCUUGGCUGACCGUCUCCUUUCCCUGAAAAAGUAACCUGACAAUAGAGACUCCCAUGUGCAACUCUGCUGGAGACUCGAUAGCGUCGACAUGAGUAGUACUUUAGGCAAAGAAAAAGAUUUGAAAGAAAAGGACCCCAAAGGUGGUCCAGCGGGGAAAGAAAGGGAAAAGGAGGCCAGGGCUCUAGCCGGCUUAGUCAAGGAUGGGGGCAAAGAAACCAAGACCAAAGGGAAAGACCCCAAAGAAGGAAAGAAGGACACCAGCAGCUCCACGCCGGGCGUUGCCUUCUCCGUCGACAACACGAUAAAGCGGCCGAACCCGGCCGCCGGUACGCGCAAGAAGUCCAGCAACGCUGAUGUGAUCAAAGAGCUCAACAAGUGCCGGGAGGAGAACUCAAUGAGACUGGACCUAUCGAAGCGGUCCAUUCACAUCCUGCCCAGCUCCAUCAAGGAGCUCACGCAGCUGGCUGAACUCUACCUAUACAGCAACAAGCUGCAGAGCCUGCCGGCAGAGGUUGGCUGCCUGUCGGGGCUGGUCACUUUAGCCCUGAGCGAGAACUCCCUGACCAGCUUGCCCGACUCCCUGGACUCUCUUAAGAAGCUCCGGAUGCUCGACCUCCGGCACAAUAAGCUGAGGGAGAUACCGGCUGUCGUCUACCGGCUGACGUCUCUUACCACGCUGUACUUGCGCUUCAACCGCAUCACGGCGGUGGAGAGGGACAUCCGAAACUUGUCUAAGCUCACUAUGCUCAGCAUCCGGGAGAACAAGAUCAAACAGCUGCCUGCAGAGAUUGGGGAGCUAUGCAACCUCAUAACUCUGGAUGUGGCCCAUAACCAGCUGGAGCACCUACCCAAGGAGAUUGGGAAUUGCACACAGAUAACCAACCUCGACUUGCAGCACAAUGAGCUCUUGGACCUCCCAGAGACUAUAGGCAACCUGGCAAGCAUAAAUCGCUUAGGUCUUCGAUACAAUAGAUUGUCGGCCAUCCCUCGAUCGUUAGCCAAAUGUCGAGAGCUUGAGGAGCUGAACCUGGAAAACAACAACAUUUCAGUGUUGCCAGAGGGUUUACUGUCAAGUUUGGUGAAUCUGACAAGUCUGACAUUGGCGAGGAACUGCUUCCAAUCGUACCCCGUGGGUGGACCGUCCCAGUUCUCCACCAUCUAUUCCCUCAACAUGGAGCACAACCGCAUCAACAAGAUCCCCUUUGGCAUCUUUUCCAGGGCCAAAGUGUUGAGCAAGCUCAACAUGAAGGACAACCAGUUAACGUCUCUGCCGUUGGACUUUGGCACAUGGACCAGCAUGGUUGAGCUUAACCUGGCAACCAAUCAGCUGACGAAGAUCCCCGAGGACGUGUGUGGUUUGGUCUCUCUGGAGGUGUUAAUUCUAUCCAAUAAUCUUCUCAAGAAGUUACCACACGGUAUUGGAAACUUGAGAAAGCUGCGGGAGCUCGACUUGGAGGAAAACAAGUUGGAGAGUCUACCUAAUGAAAUUGCUUAUCUGAAAGAUGUCCAGAAAUUGGUGUUGACAAAUAAUCAGCUGACCACGUUACCCAGAGGCAUCGGCCACCUCACCAACCUGACUCAUCUGGGUUUGGGGGAGAACCUGCUCCAGCACCUCCCAGAGGAGAUUGGUACGCUGGAGAACCUGGAGGAACUGUACCUCAACGACAAUCCCAACCUGCACAGCCUACCGUUCGAGCUGGCCCUCUGCAGCAAGCUGUCCAUCAUGAGCAUCGAGAACUGUCCCCUCAGCCACCUGCCGCCGCAGAUCGUGGCGGGGGGGCCCUCCUUCAUCAUCCAGUUCCUGAAGAUGCAGGGACCGUACCGUGCCAUGGUCUGAGCCGCUCUAAACCGUCUCGCCUGCCUGUCCCCAUUAGGUGUGUCGUGCACUGUAAAGAAAACGGACUCGCCACAAUCAGUGGCUACGAGAAGAGGAGGAGGAGGAGGAGGAAGAGAAUGUUUAUUUCAUCAUCCUUGAAUAGAAAAAUUAUUGGGGAUUUUGACUGAGUUACCCCGGAGUGGAACUCUGCCCCCCCCCCCCCUCCCUGCCCCUUUUUCAUUCUGAAUCAUACAAGAGGAAAAUAUUUCCAUCUCUUUGCCAAAACUGAAGAUAUAUAACGUUAUAUAUAUUGAGUAACUGUGAGCUAAGUGGCAAGUCUUUUAACCAUAUAAACUGUACUCCCAUUGCCAAUAUAUUUACAGUAAUUACAAGCAUCUAUUAUGUGAGCAAGGAUACAAUUGUAUGCAAAAAAACAAACAAUUUUUGGAACUUCACAUUUACUGCUGCUGCCGGGAUUUUAACUUUGUCAUUUUGUUGUAUUUUCUUUUGAUAUUCACUUUCUUUAACAUCACCUUUGCUCACGAUAACUUAUGUUACUGCUUGUUGACCACAGUGAACAAAGGUCUAAUGAUGGCUUGUUUAUACUUUCUUUUCUUUUACAUUUUUUAUGUUUAAAUACUGUGCCUAUAUUUAGAGUGAUCCAGUGGUUCAUUUCUAAACACAAUUGUCUAUGAGAAUACAAAGAUAUAAAUUAUUUCAAAACUUUUUUUUUUUAUCAUUACUGCAGUUUAAGUUUCUUCUUCUUCUCCUCCUGCGAUAUCAGUUGUAAAAUAAGGUAGUUGGUGAACUGAGAGCUUUUUAACAAAUGGCAGCAGUAUUUGUUAAACAUUGCGCUAGUAAUGUAUACAUAUGAAAUAUGCCAAUCACACACGCUCACUAAAAAGCAAGGUGGACUUGUCUCUGAAAUGGUAGGUGCAGCCCCCUCCCCCCCCCCCCCCCUCUAUAUUGCUUUUGUGUGAAGAAAAAAAAAAAAGAGAAAAGUCAAACCUACACAGGUGAUGGGAUACAUGAUGAUGAUGUUUUUAUAUGUGUAUACAAAUCCUGGUGGUUGCCUUCAGUGCAAUUUUAGUUCUGUUUACUUGUUUGAUAUUAUCUUCAGUGUUGGGCUGCAUAGCUGUCAUUCAAUUGAUCUUUCGAUUGACCAACAUAUCAAGCAUAUUUUUGAAAGACGUGAUCUUGGUCUCUGGAGCAGGUGAGUUGUUUUGGAGCUUCGAAUGAGGUUUGAUAUUAAAUCAUCGACAGGUAACACUUCCUUACUUGGUUUAAUAUUUUUUUGUUUUGACAUGUUUCCUAAGAAUCAUAAUCACAUGAUGGAAAAUGUUCACUUUAUUUAGAUCAACACUUUCCAUAUAUAAAUAUGUGUAUGUUUGGAUACAUGUAUGUGUAUAUAUAUAUAUGGUUUCUCCUUCCCCCCCCCCCCCCCCCCCCCCCAUUUGUCCCACACUGUCCCAGCAAUGCUGCUGCUCUUAUGCACUUUUACAACAGAUACAUUGGCAUCCUCUAUAUUAAAUAAAUACACACCGUAGCCUUUUAUUGGUUAUUUUAAAAUGGGACAUUUUGUUUCAUUAAGUAUUUUAUCAGUUAAACCAACCGUUAACAUGUCAAUUUGAAUCAAAUAGAAAUGUGAAGUUUAGCGAGCUCCGAUUAGUGGUUUUUCUUUGGGGAAGUUGUAUCCUGUCGAUCUUAAUUAAAAGGAAUUUGCUCUCUAUUUGUAAAAGGGUUUUUGUGGCUAAGAUGUUUUUUAAAGUUCCCAUAUCCUGCUCUUAUUUGCAAGUGAAAUGGCUUUUUGCAGUUCGGAUCAGCAAUGUUCAUUUUAAACAAAUGUAUGAAGUGUUUUCUUUUUUCUAAAUGAUGAAAUGUGUAUUCAUUUAGUAUUAUUUCAAGUGACUGUACAUUAAAAAUCCCAACAAAAUGUAAUCCAAUAACUUUUUUUUUUGUUGCGUCCCAGCUCUAUAUUCAAUCAUGAUCCUUUUGGUUCGACACGUUUUUGCAGCAGCAGCUUGGUGCGUUUUAUUGAGCUGUGGUUUGGCCUGAGUGAGUGAGUGAGUGAG
Pungitius pungitius (ninespine stickleback) is the source of this 4516-nucleotide messenger RNA. RefSeq names its product SHOC2 leucine rich repeat scaffold protein (gene shoc2). NCBI's taxonomy places the organism in Eukaryota, Metazoa, Chordata, Actinopteri, Perciformes, Gasterosteidae. The coding region runs from base 717 to 2465 and encodes 582 amino acids. The record is from RefSeq and is a predicted model, not a curated record. Gene Ontology annotation, molecular function: protein binding. The transcript has 9 exons.